CACUCGUAUUGCAAUUUUCCUUUUCUUUUGGCGUGGCUCUGCUAACGAUCCGCGCGUUACAUCGUUGCGAAGCGGUGAGAUAAAGAAGCGCAGAAAGAUCUGCAUGAUGUUGUGGUGUUAUUUUGCUGACUGGACGACCCGCAGUAGCAACGUCGCGUAACGCAAGCGAACCGUGGAAAUGGGUAUACAUGUGUAUGUGUGUGGUUGGCUGUUGUUUUUCUCGAGAUGGUUGGAAAGUUUCAGCAGAUCAAAAGACGAUAGAGAAAGAAAACACUCUUUCGAGAGUGGAGUAUAAAAGCAAGCUGUAGGCAUGGAUCAAGCAUCAUCCAACCAGCGAACGUUGUACGGUGCAGCUGAUCAGCAGUAUAUUUGGAAAGGCAAAACAUGAAGGCGUUCAUUGUGUUCUCUGUGGUCCUGGCCCUUGCCAGCGUGGGUGCAGUCGAAAACUCCAACAAGGAAAAGCGCGGACUGUGGGAGGUUGAGUCGGGACAUGACUCGUACGAAGCCUACGGCCAGCAUCAUCAACCACUGAACUAUGGAUACACCAAGAAGGAGAUCAUCACAAAGAAGGUCCCAGUUCCUUAUCCAGUAGAGGUCGAGAAGCACGUCCCAGUUCCGGUGAAGGUCCCGUACCCGGUGAAGGUCGAGAAGGAGGUCCCAUUCGUGGUUGAGAAGAAGGUCCCGGUUUACAUCGAAAAGAAGGUUCCAGUGCACGUUGACCGCCCGUACCCGGUGGAAGUGAAGGUUCCAGUUGAGGUCCCAGUUUACAAGAAGGAGUACGUCGAGGUCCCGAAGCCAUACGCAGUUCAUGUCGAGAAGCCUUAUCCAGUGUACGUGAAGCAGCCCGUCUACGUCGAGAAGCAGGUUCCAGUGACCGUCCACAUCAAGGAGCACCACAAGAAGCCGUACUGGGCGAGCGAGAAAACAGUCUCUCAUAUGGCGUUCAUUGUGUUCUCCAUGGCUCUGGCCAUCGCAUGCGCGGCUGAUACCGAUGCAGCCAAGAAGGAAAAGCGUGGACUGUGGGAGGAAUCCUAUGACAGCUAUGGCUACGACAACUACGGACUGGGCUACUCCGAUUAUCCCGAGAAGGAGGUGAAGCACAUCAUCACGAAGAAGGUCCCGGUGCCGUACCCAGUGGAAGUCGAGAAGCACGUUCCAGUCGAGGUGAAGGUCCCGUACCCAGUUGAGGUCGAGAAGAAGGUCCCGGUCGUCAUUGAGAAGAAGGUCCCGGUGUACGUGGAGAAGAAGGUCCCAGUCCAUGUUGACCGUCCAUACCCAGUUGAGGUGAAGGUCCCAGUCCAUGUCCCGGUCUACAAGAAGGAGUACGUCGAGGUCCCGAAGCCGUACGCAGUUCAUGUCGAGAAGCCUUAUCCAGUCUACGUCAAGCAGCCCGUCUACGUCGAGAAGCAGGUCCCAGUGACGGUGCACAUCAAGGAACAUCACAAGAAGCCGUACUGGGGUUGAACAGCUUCUGUAAAACGUUUUGAAAUAACUUUAUGAGACGAAUGAUGCCAAAAAUAUAAUUCUUUACCUGAAGUAUGCAA
Molecule: messenger RNA, 1544 nt
Organism: Anopheles arabiensis
Lineage: Eukaryota; Metazoa; Arthropoda; Insecta; Diptera; Culicidae
Product: titin-like
Exons: 4
Coding region: 385-1464 (359 amino acids)
Source: RefSeq, a predicted model, not a curated record